CUCAGAGCUUGGCUUCAGAAGUUCUUAGCCUUUGUCAGGCCAGGAUGGGAGGGAGCGCGUUCGAGCGCGGCGCUGGCAAGGGAUGUCCUGGGACGGCUCCGAGCGACUUGGCAGCAGCCUGGCAUCAUCUCCCGUGCUCGAUCCCCACGGACAGACAUGUGAGGACCCAGACUCAGGAUGCCUGUCCCGGUUUCUAGGCGCCACCGUUUGGAAGAAACCCGAUCUGACCUGACCUGAGCAGAGCUUUCCGCAGCCCCCGCCCCCAAAGAAAGAGCACCCCGAGAUCUCGGGUGGGUAAAGUUGCAGUCCAAAGCUGUCGGGACUGGGUGAAGAACCGACUCCACAGGACAUGGAGGAAGCGGUCAUUAUGGACACGGAUUUGGCCCAAGUGCCCCAGAAAAGAGCUCUGUCUUCCCAGGAUUCUCUCCUUUCCCAAGAGAAGAACAAAGAAGAGGGAGAAACGACUGCCCUGCCCUUCUCAGCCCCAUUCCAGGAAUCAGUGACAUUCAAGGAUGUGGCAAUUGACUUUACUCCAGAGGAAUGGGGGAAGUUGGAUCCUGCACAGAGGGAUAUGAUGCUGAAGAACUAUAGGAACCUAGUCUCGCUUUGGCUUCCCAUUUCCAAACCUGAGAACUGCAACUUGGACAAUGAAAAAGAACUAUUGAAGCUUGAGAAAAAAGCCCCCAAAUAUAGUUACUCAGACAUGGAGACUAGACCUGAAAGUAAAGAUUCAACUUCAGUACAAGAAUUUUCCAAUGAAGAAUCACACCAAGUCACAAUAAUAGACAAACUGACAAGAAAUAAUGUCUAUGACUCCAACUUGGAAACAGCUCUUGAAUGUGAAAAUUGGUUAGAGAAUCAGCAAGGAAAUCAGGAGAGACACUUGAGAGAGAUGUUCACCCACAUAAAUUCACUCCCUGUGGAAAGGGAUUGUGAGUAUGACAUAUACUGGAAAAACUUUGGCCAGAAAUCUCUCCUUAUGACUCAAGACAGAGUUCCCAAAGGAUCCUGUACUUUUCAUCCACUGGGAAAAAGACUGAAGCAGAAGUCAAACUUAAUGAAAAAACAGAGAACCUAUAAAGAGAAAAAACCUCAUAAAUGUGAUGAUUGUGGUGAACUCUUCACUUAUCAUUCAGUGCUGAUUCGACAUCAGAGAGUCCAUACUGGAGAGAAACCCUAUACCUGCAAGGAAUGUGGGAAAUCUUUUAGCCACAGAGCUAAUUUAACUAAACAUCAAAGAACUCAUACAAGAAUUCUCUUUGAGUGUAAGGAUUGCAAGAAAGCCUUCACAGAAAGUUCAGCUCUUGCGACACAUCAAAGAAUUCACAUUGGAGAGAGACCUUAUGAGUGCAACGAGUGUGGGAAAGGUUUUAACCGAAGUACACAUCUUGCACAACAUCAGUUAAUCCAUACUGGAGUGAAGCCUUAUGAAUGUAAUGAAUGUGAUAAAGCUUUUAUUCAUUCAUCAGCACUCAUUAAACAUCAAAGAACUCAUACUGGAGAGAAACCCUAUAAAUGUCAAGAAUGUGAGAAAGCCUUCAGCCAUUGCUCAUCUCUUACUAAGCAUCAAAGAGUUCACACUGGAGAAAAACCAUAUGAAUGUAGUGAAUGUGGAAAAUCUUUCAGCCAGAGCACACACCUGGUUCAGCAUCAGAGGAUUCAUACUGGAGAAAAGCCCUAUAAAUGUAAUGAAUGUGGAAAAACUUUUAGCCGGAGUUCAAAUUUUGCUAAACAUCAAAGAAUUCAUAUUGGAAAGAAACCCUACAAAUGUGGUGAAUGUGGAAAAGCCUUCAUUCAUUCAUCAGCUCUUAUUCAACACCAGAGAACUCAUACUGGAGAGAAACCCUUUAGAUGUAGUCAGUGUGGGAAAUGCUUUAAGUGCAGUUCAUCCCUCAUCAGACAUCAAAGAAUUCACAGUGAAGAACUGCCCUGAAAAAUUAGUGAAUGUGAAUAAAAGCAAGUUGGAUUUAU
Molecule: messenger RNA, 1971 nt
Organism: Jaculus jaculus (lesser Egyptian jerboa)
Lineage: Eukaryota; Metazoa; Chordata; Mammalia; Rodentia; Dipodidae
Gene: Znf286a
Product: zinc finger protein 286A
Exons: 6
Coding region: 350-1933 (527 amino acids)
Biological process (GO): regulation of transcription by RNA polymerase II
Molecular function (GO): RNA polymerase II cis-regulatory region sequence-specific DNA binding; DNA-binding transcription factor activity, RNA polymerase II-specific
Source: RefSeq, a predicted model, not a curated record